CAUCUCUAUUUUUGGGGGAUGGGACCUGAUGAGGGAGAGUGUAGCUUCCAUCUUUGAAAACCAAAAUUUUAGUACAUAUUUUUUGAUUUAAAUUAAUGGAAACAAGAGAUUUUCUUUCAUCCACAAGACACACAAAUUUCCUGUUUCAAAGAAGGUAGAGAGAGAAUCGAAGCUUUAAAUGCGAGUUGGUUGAUUCCAUCUUCUUCAUCAUCUUCUCUUAAACACUAAGCAUACCUAUCUCUACUUUUUGGUAUAUAAGCUUAUUAAACCCUUCCUUUGUAGAUCACCAAAUCCGGAGACCUGAAUUUCUCAGUUGUGCCCCCCAUUUUUUGGACGGAAAGAAUGGAUUUUUAUCCAUGCCCAUUUCGUUCCUCUUCGUGUCCAUUGCUUUUCUUGGGGAAUUUCGUUGAAAGGGUUAAGGAUUUCUUCAGUUUCGCUGUUGCUGCCGUCAUUGGAAACAUUUUCUCUGCAAUUUUGACCUUCUUCUUCGCAUUAGUGGGCACCUUGUUAGGGGCCAUGACAGGAGCUUUGAUAGGCCAGGAGACUGAGAGUGGAUUUGUUCGAGGUGCAGCGGUUGGGGCCAUUUCUGGAGCAGUUUUCUCAAUUGAAGUCUUUGAAUCUUCUCUUGUUCUCUGGCAAUCUGAUGAAUCUGGGAUUGGAUGCCUUUUGUAUUUGAUUGAUGUCAUUGCAAGUCUUCUAAGUGGGAGGCUUGUACGUGAACGAAUUGGUCCAGCAAUGCUAAGUGCUGUGCAAAGUCAGAUGGGAGCUGCUGAGACAAGUUUUGAUGAGGUUACUAACAUCUUUGACACGGAUGGUGCAAAAGGAUUAACGGGAGAGUUGGUUGAAAAGAUCCCAAAAAUCAAAAUCACAACCAAUGAUAAUAUAGAUGCUUCCGGGGAGAAAGUGGCUUGUUCAGUUUGCCUUCAGGACUUUCAGCUUGGAGAAACAGUUAGACGACUGCCUCAAUGCCAUCACAUGUUUCACCUACCUUGCAUAGAUAAGUGGCUUCUCAGGCAUGGUUCUUGUCCUUUAUGCAGAAGGGAUCUAUAAUGCUUUCUUUGUAAAUUCCACGCUUAGAAAAGUUCUCUUAUUAUUUAUACUGCUGUUUACUCGUUAGGUCUUUCAUAUUUUGUUCAUCAUUGGCUGCCUACCCUGUCGCUCCAGAGAUGGUAGUUUAAGUGCUUCAUGUCUCUCAAUGGAUUGUUGUACUUGAACUUGAUUCACUCUAUGUAUAAAAGUUUUGAUCAGUU
Molecule: messenger RNA, 1250 nt
Organism: Rubroshorea leprosula
Lineage: Eukaryota; Viridiplantae; Streptophyta; Magnoliopsida; Malvales; Dipterocarpaceae
Source: the annotation of a GenBank genome assembly